AUGUACAUACUUGUUGCAUUAAGUACAGUAUCUGAAUGGUCAGAAUCUGAAUCUGCAACCAAAGCCAAAAUGUUGAUAAGUGCUUUAGAGAAUUGUGAAUUUAUUUUAACUCUGUUUACUCUAACAAAUAUACUGAGUAUUACAUUACCUAUUAGCAAAUGUCUUCAGGGGAAAGAAAGGGAUUUUAUUAGUGCAACAGAUAGUAUUCAACUGGUUUUGGAUAACUUAACCGAUAAACGCACAAAUUGUAGUCAGUAUUUUAAUAAAAUCUAUAAGGAAGCUUCAGAACUAAUGAAAAAACAUGAUGUUGUUACAAAACAUCCACGAAUAUCUAAACGACAAACUCAAAGGCCAAAUCCCCCUAGUAACUCACCAGAAGAAUAUUAUAUGAGGUCCUUGUACAUUCCAUUACUUGAUAAUAUCAUUGAAGAUAUAAAAGAACGGUUUAAGAAUAAUAAAAAUAAAAUAUUUUUGACUUUAAUGGGAAUUGUUCCAUGUUAUUUAAAAGAUUUUACUCCAACCAAAAUAGAAUCAUUAACUGAAGAUAUAUUAGAAAAAUUUGGAUUCUUGAACAUACAAAAAGAAGUUCUUAGAGCUGAGUUAGAGUUAUGGAAGUCCAAAUGGGUUUUUGAAAGCGAUGUAAAUAAUGAAUCAAAAAUAAAUGUACCUAAUAAUGCUAUUGACUCUAUUGUCAAUUGUCCAUAUGUACUUUUUCCAAAUAUUAAGCAAAUUUUGACUUUAAUUGCUACUUUACCAAUAAGCGUGGCAUCAGCUGAACGCAGUUUCUCUACAUUAAGGAGGCUUAAGACUUGGUUAAGGACAAAGAUGUCUCAAGAUAGACUUUGUGGCUUAGCAUUAUUGCAUAUUCAUCGAGAAUUAUAG
This is a messenger RNA of Myzus persicae (green peach aphid), 882 nucleotides long. RefSeq names its product zinc finger MYM-type protein 1-like. Bases 1 to 882 code for a protein of 293 amino acids. Gene Ontology annotation, molecular function: protein dimerization activity. The transcript is spliced from 5 exons. Lineage: Eukaryota; Metazoa; Arthropoda; Insecta; Hemiptera; Aphididae. The record is from RefSeq and is a predicted model, not a curated record.